AGAUUUACAAACCCAGGUAAAGAUAAUUUAGGCGUCGACACCUCUCCAUAGAUUCAUUUUUUUUUGUUUAUCCAGCUGACUCCCAAGCAUGUAAAACCUAACGUUAAACGAUAUAGAAUAUGAACCUGGAACUAACGUAUGCAAGUUUUUGCCACGUAGUUCCAAUCUUCGGAGUCUGCAGACGGAUUACAUAACAUCAUUUCCAAUCAAUAGCAGACGACAUUGUACAUGAUUUCAGGAAUUUAGCAGAAAUCAAAAUAAAGGGCGUGCUUUAAAGAAGAUGCUGAGUAAUAUUGGAACUUAUAAAUCUUUUUCUGGAAAUAAACUGGAAUACAGUGCAUCUGUGAAAUGGAUUAGAAACAAAUAAAAUCGAUGAAGAAUAUAAAUAUAAACACAUUUUGUCAAUUUCACAAGGAGAGAAGACAGGUUCAAGAGAUAAAGCACGCUAUCGCAUACUUAUCAGUGUUUUAAUCAAAUACAGGAUAAAAAUAGCUGAAUAAUGGAUUAUUUCGGUGUAUGUUUAUAACAAAAGAGCAAAAUUUGCUUUUUUAAUCGAUUUAGAAUAUGGUUUAGGGGGAAAUAUGGCAUACUCAAACAUCAUCUAUAGAUGGAAUAAUUCAUUAGUACGAGCUGUCUAUGUUGGAAUUAUGCAAGGCAAGGGACGCUAUUAUUUCGUGUUAAAAAUGUGUAUAAUCUAUUUAUAAUUAAGUAUAAGAGAUAAAUUUUCAGACCCAAAUCGUGUGGGAAUUAUGGCUGCUUCGGAAGAUAAGAAUUACGCAAAGGAACAUAAUUAACCUGGGACGUAAAUUUAUGUUAAAGAUCUGCCACAUAAAUGUGCUCUAUUAUGACUCCUUGGUGAUAAUUAUACAUGUUUUACAUACAAAAAUUUGAGAAAUAAGAGGGCACCUACUUUAUUUACAGAUACAAGAUGACAGCGACAUUUAAGAUAAAAAAAAAGCUCGUUUCUACAAUGUUAGAUAUAUUUCAGCUUUGCUUUCAAAGGUGCAAAAUAAACAGACCAAAGUUUCGAAAAAUGCAAGCCUUAGUGGACAGAUUAAAUUGUGAAAAUGCAACAUUUGUCCAUCUGGCAUUUUAUGGUACAGUAUUAUCUAAAUGAAGUGCCAUGAAGUUCAUAAACAAGGUGGUGUCUUUAACUGUCUUUGAGAUAACACUAAUUUAUUUGAUGUCAGCUGGAGCUUUCACUGUACUUUUGAGACAGGGAAUUCCUUACAUUCGCCGCUCUUAGCAGGCAUCCUUCAAAGAUCUCCUAGACUGAACCCACGAUGAGGUUUUUGCGAAUUAAAUUCGUGAAGUACUUCACAUACGUCUCGCUAGUGAUGUGUUUGUCCCUAGUCUUCUCAUUUAUGUGGCUUGAAAAGUCAUCUGAAAAUGUGUUUUUUGAUGGACCAAUUAUGUUUACAAAUAAAAAUCCAAAUUUUCAAAGAUCUCAACCAGAACAGUAUAUGACAGAUCGUCAACUGAAUCCUAUAUUGAGAACGUUUGACUGUGGUAAACUCUUUGAAGGAGAUCAUUUAGAACUCAACCGUGCUGAUGAAUAUCUUAGCAAUGUUCGAACUUUUCAUUAUUUUCAACAUCGUGAUAAUGACGAUUUUAGAGUAUUAGCAUUGAACUGUGAAGAGUAUAAGAAAUCUCGUGGAUAUUUCGCUGCACCUUCUAACAAACUUGAAAAAGAUUUUCCAAUAGCUUUUAAUAUUCUCUUCCAUAGAAAUAUCGAACAGUUUGAACGACUUUUACGUGCAAUAUAUAGACCUCAAAACCAGUAUUGUAUUCAUGUGGACAAGAAAACACCGGACGAUGUUUUAGAAACGAUGGAACUGUUGGCUGAUUGUUUUGAUAAUGUGUUCAUUGCAUCUAAACUUGAAUUUAUUAUAUACGCAAGUUAUACAAGAUUAAUAGCAGACGUCAAUUGCAUGAAGGACCACAUUGAAAGAAAUUUUGAAUGGAAAUAUCUGUUAAACAUGGCAGCGAGUGAAUUUCCAAUUAUGAGUAACUUACAAAUUGUUCAAAUUUUGAAAGAAUUUAAUGGUGCUAAUGAUAUACACGAAGUGUUCAUUACCAUGGACAGUCAAAGGUUUAAACAAAAACAUUUUACAUACAUCGACAUUAGAACCAAGUCAGGGUAUAUUAUUCACACGAAGAAAUCUAAAGGAGAUCCACCGCACGGCUUGACCGUCACAAAGGGUAAUGCCUACAAUAUUUAUAGCCGAGCAUUUGUAGAGUUUGUGCUCGAGGACGACAGAGCACGUGCUUUGUUAGCAUGGUCGGCUGAUACGUUCACUCCUGAUGAACACUACUGGGCGACGCUUAACAACUUGUUCAGCAAUCCCUUCUUGAACACACCCGGCGGAUUUAAAGGUCAUCCGGACAAGAAACCGUUUUUCGGACGCUACAUAGGCUGGAACACAACCCGUCACGUGACCCGGUGUAAAGGAGGACAUUACGUGCAUAACGUCUGCGUGUUUAGUGUCCUUGACCUUCCAGCGUUAAAAGACAGACAUGAAGUCAUAGCUAAUAAGUUUGAUAUAGAAUAUGAUCCAAUAGCUUACAUGUGUAUGGAAGAAUGGCUUCAUAACAAAACAUUGAAUCAAGAGGGCAUUAAAGAUGUGAGAAUGUAUAGAAAAAUUGCCGUUCAGAGCUAGUCUGUAUUUUUAUUUUUUAUUUUUUAACAAUAUGAUUGUUACAUUGGAUAUUAAUUAAAAAAAAAGAUUGACCUCUAAAAUCAGAACAUACUUGUUAUAUUUUAUCAUUUACAUUAUACAUUUUGGUUUAAAAUUAUGGUGGCUUUUUUUUGCCAUUUCGU
Mercenaria mercenaria is the source of this 2821-nucleotide messenger RNA. RefSeq names its product beta-1,3-galactosyl-O-glycosyl-glycoprotein beta-1,6-N-acetylglucosaminyltransferase-like. The record is from RefSeq and is a predicted model, not a curated record. Gene Ontology annotation, molecular function: acetylglucosaminyltransferase activity. Gene Ontology annotation, cellular component: membrane. Lineage: Eukaryota; Metazoa; Mollusca; Bivalvia; Venerida; Veneridae. Bases 1284 to 2660 code for a protein of 458 amino acids. The transcript is spliced from 3 exons.